AAGAAUUCAGGAGAACAAGCUCUUAAAAAAUAAAAUUUAAAAAAAGCCUGUGUUGGCAGAAUCAAGUCACAGCUAAACAGACGGGCUUACAAAGCAGCUGCGAUGUCUUCAGACUACAAACAUCCUUGGUUCCAGAAUAAGCCUGACUCUUUUCCCGAGAAUCCCGUAAACACACAAGUAAAAGUUAAAGUUCCUGGGGGCGAAGUGCCUAAAUGGCUGGAAGGAUCGCUGUAUCGCAAUGGUCCCGGGGUAUUUGCCCUGGGUGAGUCUCGCACCAAACAUCUGUUCGACGGUUUCUCGGUGCUUCACCGUUUUACAAUCAGCAAUGGCAAGGUGACAUACUUUCCCCGCAUCCUUGACACGGACACCUGGCAACAGUGUCAAGCCAACCGGCUAGUGACAUCGCAGUUCGGGACCUACGCUUAUCCUGAUCCGUGCAAGAGUUUGUUUCAGCGAGUGAUGUCGUUCUUCAAGCCCAGACAGUCGGACCUGACCGACAACACGUCUGUCAACAUCGUGGAGUUCGGCGACCGGCUGUACGCCAUGACGGAGACGCCCCUGAUGCUGCAGGUCGACCCGGAAACUCUCCAGAAAAAGGGUACACGGGAAACACUUCCAGGUGUCAUUGCUGUCCAUUUGGGCACGGCGCACCCUCACUUUGACAGCGAAGGCAACAUGUUUUACUUGGGAACUGCCUUCAAUCCCCCCAACAAUUACAACAUCAUCAAGAUCGCACCACCUCCGAAAGGAUCAGACUGCAUAUUGAACUUCUACUCAAAAUCAGCAGCAAAGGUCGGAGAGAACCUCGUAGACCCUGACUACAGUAGGGCCCAGGCCAAACUUCAACCAGACGGAUCCGUGUUUCUCAAACCAGACUUCAUAUUAGAUGGGAACAACAAAGUGGUGAUGGAGCUACCGCGUAUCAACUAUGACAAAUUCAACGGUCGCAAGUAUCGUUACGUGUAUGGGACCGGAAUAUUUGGCAGCAAUAUGCAGUUGACGAAACUGGAUUUAGACAAGAGAGAAGUUGUCACCUGGAAGGAGGAUGGGUGGAUGCCAGGUGAACCAGUUUUCGUCCCAGAGCCCGGUGCAGCGGAGGAGGAUAAAGGCGUGGUUUUGUGCCCUGUUCUCAGUAAGACCGGGAAGGACCCUUGCUUCCUUCUCAUUCUGGACGGACAGACUUUCCAGGAGAUUGCUCGCGCCGAAACUCCGGCUGACCUAAAAAUGCCCUUGACAUUCCAUGGAAACUACGUGCCAAAGGCCAACAACGCUUAUCUGUCGUAUGAUGUGAUGGAGAGCGAGAACCUGACACCAGCUGCUGGCGAAGUGCAAUCAGACCGUUGUCAAGAUUCCGCGUGGCUUUUAUUCCAGGCAGACUUAGAAACACGAACACCGGUAGAUACACACAUUACAGGUGCUGUUCCAGAAUGGUUGACAGGUGUCUUAUAUCGCAAUGGCUGUGGUCUCUUCGAGGAGGGCGAGGAUGGGAGCAGCCAUCUUUUUCAGGGUUAUGCAGUUGUGCAUCGCUUCAGCAUCCAGCAGGGUGGAGUGAAGUACACCUCACGUGUUCUAGACCGAAAGGCGUGGAUGAGAGCUGUGAAAGCCCGACGAACAGCUGUAGGAGAGAAUGGGGAAACAGGAGACUAUCCUGAUCCCUGCAUGACAGCAUUUGCAGGGACAGCAACCUAUUUCAAAGACAAAGAAGAGCCUAUACAAACCGAAGAAAGUUCAUCAGAUGUUGAUGACAAGACAGGUGUGAAUAUCAUACGCCAUGGGGACAAGCUGAUCGCCCUCACUGAAUCAUGUGUCUUACAGGAGAUCGAUCCGGACACCUUAUCACGCAAGUCCAAUUUUGAUCUGAGAAAAGUUUUCUCGGUUCACAUGGCUACAGCUCAUCCUCAGAUUGGGAGAGACGGUAUGCUGUAUAACCUGGCGACAUCCUUCACUCCGCCAAACAAUUACAAUAUCAUCAAGAUACCCCCACAUUCCCUGGACUCUGACAAAGACAUGAUGAAGCAGAUGAAGUUGGUGGCAUCAGUCCCAUCUCGCUGGAAUUUUGGAAUAAGCUAUAGCCACAGUUUUGGCAUGUCAGAGAAAUACUUUGUCAUUCUCGAGCAGCCAGCGACUCUCAGUGCCAUGAAAAUCCUAGGCCAGAACACUCCCUUCGUACCAUCCUCCGUCUUCCAAAACUUUGACCUGCAUCCCAACGAAAAGAUUCGUUUCUACUUGAUAUCUCGUCGCCAAGGCAACACAGUCUUGCCAACACAGUAUAUGGCGAACGCCUGCUUCACCUUUCACUUCGUCAAUUGCUAUGAGGAUGGCGACUAUCUGGUGGUCGACUUGGCAUCGUAUGACAACAUGAACAUUGUGAACGAGCUGAGUGUGUCCAAUGUCACCACCAACCAUGGCGAUGUGGCAACAGCGGUCCUACGACGCUAUGUAUUGCCACUUAAUAUUGAGAAGAUGCCACUAGGUCAUAACCUUCCUACUCUCCCCUACACUAAGGCCGGGCGAAGGUCAUUGCCAAUAAUGUUGUUCAUCUCACACCAGACUUCAUUGGUAAAUCUGCAGAAAAGAUAUACAUAGAGCUACCACGUAUCAACCCAAACUUUUAUGGGAGAAAAUACCGUUUUGGUUAUGGGACAUCCCUUUUCACCAGACAUCACAGGUUGAUCAAACUUGACCUGCACACUGGAAUACCAGUCUAUUGGGAAAGGGAAGGCUUUGACCCAGGGGAGCCAGUCUUUGUGCCUUGCCCUCAUGCAGUACAAGAGGAUGACG
Pomacea canaliculata is the source of this 2781-nucleotide messenger RNA. Its product is annotated as retinoid isomerohydrolase-like. The record is from RefSeq and is a predicted model, not a curated record. Lineage: Eukaryota; Metazoa; Mollusca; Gastropoda; Architaenioglossa; Ampullariidae. Gene Ontology annotation, molecular function: beta-carotene 15,15'-dioxygenase activity; carotenoid dioxygenase activity. Gene Ontology annotation, biological process: retinal metabolic process; carotene catabolic process.